UGGCAGCACUUGGUCCAGGUGGCAACGUUGUGGGUAGAAAAGCGUUUUGCAGAAGAAAUAUUUUCGCUUUUUGUAAAGUGUAAUACAAAAUUAUCAUAAAUGUCAUCCUUUAAGCCGAUUGAUCCAAAACGUGAUGAGAUUCGCCGAUAUCUUGAACGCGGAAGCGUUCUCGAUUCACUUACGAAAAUCUUUAUACGCAUAAUCAAAGAACGUCCAGAAAACCCAAUGGAGUACAUACGAAACAAUAUUGGCAUGGUGCGCCAUCAACAUGACAAAUACGAGCGUCUAUCGCAGGAUCUUCAGGAGGCGAACGAGGAAAUUCAACGUUUGCGAGCCAUUAUAAACAGCAUAGAUCCUGAAGUACUUCAGAGUCACGUACCGCACGUUCCCGUCGAAUCCGAGGAUUCCGAACCAGUGACAGCUGCUCAAAAGGAUGUGGCAUCAACCGAGAUUCCUGAAAAUGUAACAGCAAUCAAAACUGAUGAAUUGGCAACAGCUGUCGAGAAUUGUCACAUUGAGGAGAACAACGUGGCUGCUGAUGCCAAGGUCGAUAGUGCAAACCAAAGCUCAUCCGUCCAAACUGAGUCCACCAGCACUAACAAUACCGAGUAAAAUAUUCGCAAAAUCUCUUACUCUAAACAUCCCAUUAGAAUGCAUUCUCAUAGAAAUGAUACCAGUUUGUAAGACUAAUUAAUGAAUAAAAAGUAUUUUCUUAAAUGUAAAUAAAUGCAAAUACCUUUAAUGGUACACCAGUUGCUAAUGCUAA
Messenger RNA from Drosophila innubila, 766 nucleotides. Its product is annotated as c-Myc-binding protein homolog. The record is from RefSeq and is a predicted model, not a curated record. Bases 100 to 612 code for a protein of 170 amino acids. Gene Ontology annotation, cellular component: nucleus. Gene Ontology annotation, biological process: regulation of DNA-templated transcription. Gene Ontology annotation, molecular function: transcription coactivator activity. Lineage: Eukaryota; Metazoa; Arthropoda; Insecta; Diptera; Drosophilidae. The transcript has 2 exons.